AUGGACGAGUUCGGUGUUCUGACUGAAAGGUACGGUCUCAAACCGCAAGGAAAAUCCGCUCCAAUGGCGAGGCCAUCACCAAAGCGACCUCCAAUUGGCGCUGAUUCCCCCAAUUUCAAAUCCACCCUAAACGGAUCCCCAUCUCCCCAAACUCCCCCUUACGAUUUCAAUUUUGAUUACGGGGUUUUCAGCAGCAGCAGCAGCAAUAAUAACAAGACGCAGCAUUUCGACGAUGUCUUCGGCGGAAACGCCAAAUCCAAUGGCGCUUCGUUUGACUACGAUUCCAUAUUCGCCGGAUCUAGUAAACCGGUUUCCACGUCGCCUUAUGUCGAUGACAUAUUCGGUGGAAUGCAUGCGAAGAGUGUCGGUGUUGAUGAUCUGCUUGAUAAGAUUGGUGGAUUUAAUACAAACAACAAAAGUCCAAACUCCAAAGCACCUGGUUUUGAUGAUCUGAUCCCUGGCUUUGGUGUUUUCCAUAAUAGUGCUGAGAUGAAUAGGCCAAGUGUCACUCCAAACAAACCCGCUACCGUGUCUCACGAUGACCCCUUUUUGAUAUUUGAAACCGCUUCAAGCUCAGUGUCUUCAGAAUCAGUCCUGGACUCGCUGGAGCAGAUAACUAAGAUGAAUAGCUCUAAAGGUUCAAAAGGAAGCUCCCCAAUAUUGAAGUCCCCACCCAAUCCAAUGAGUAAAGGUACUUUCUAA
Sphenostylis stenocarpa is the source of this 702-nucleotide messenger RNA. The record is from the annotation of a GenBank genome assembly. Lineage: Eukaryota; Viridiplantae; Streptophyta; Magnoliopsida; Fabales; Fabaceae.